Molecule: messenger RNA, 1516 nt
Organism: Metopolophium dirhodum (rose-grain aphid)
Lineage: Eukaryota; Metazoa; Arthropoda; Insecta; Hemiptera; Aphididae
Product: chromobox protein homolog 5-like
Exons: 2
Coding region: 360-1052 (230 amino acids)
Biological process (GO): chromatin organization; negative regulation of transcription by RNA polymerase II
Cellular component (GO): nucleus; pericentric heterochromatin
Molecular function (GO): chromatin binding
Source: RefSeq, a predicted model, not a curated record
GGCACGGAAGUUUAUAUAAUAAGUUAUCUCGCCGGGAACAAACUGACGUUAGUACGUACCGCCGCCCACCGCCGCAGCUUUCCGCAAUUUUAUUAUCGUCCAUUCGGCGUCGUCGUUACUUGUUUUGAACUGUUUACUCGUACCUCGUUUGUCGGCCGACGAUAGUCUGGUCAUUUCCGGUGCGAAACUCCUUUGCCCUACAACCACGUUAUCGCAUCACACCCGUAGCUGUCGUCGUCGUCGUCGUCGUCGUCGUCGUGGUCACGAACUUCCAUUUUCCCGCCGUCCGGUUGAUUUGUACAUCCCGACGGCCGACGCCGAACAUCGAUUUCCGGUGGUUUCAUUAGCAAGCCUCCGAUAUGCCUUCCAGAGCAAAAAAAGUAGUGGAAAACAAGAUAAAAUCAAGCUCUGAUGCCGAAGAAGAAGAGUACAUUGUUGAAACAAUUUUAGAUAAACGUUCAAGUAAUAACAAGGUGGAAUAUUUUCUUAAGUGGAAAGGUUAUGGUGAUGACUAUAAUACUUGGGAACCCAAAGAAAAUCUUGAUUGCGAAGAGUUAAUUAGAGUUUUCGAAUACAAAUAUAAACAAGAAGAAAAGGAUCAACCAAAACGUGGCCGUAAACGUAAACAAUCUAAUUCAACUGUUACAAGCUCUACAUCAUCAGAAGCUGGUCUAGAAGCUCCUCAACCGAAGAAAAUGACAGAUAUUUCCGAUAAGUCCGACCUGAACAAAAAUAAUGACAAGUUUCAUGAUGAUGAAAACAGUGUGUUAGAGGAAAAAGAAAAUAAUGAGAAGGUUGAUGAUGAUGAGAACAGAGUGUCAGAGGUAAAAGUCAAUAAUUCUGAAAUUACUCCAGCUCAAAAAAUACCUGAGAAAAUUAUUGGCGCAACUGACGCUACUGGGCAACUGAGGUUUUUAAUGAAGUGGAAAGGAAUUGAAGAAAGUGAUUUAAUCUUAGCUGAAGAGAUUAAUUUACUGUACCCACACAUUGUUCUCAAGUUCUAUGAAGAAAGAAUUGAAUGGCAGACCCCUGAAGAUAAAAAGGAUGUUUAACUACAUAUUAUAAAAUGGAUAAGGACGAUAAGUGUUCAAAAAGUAACUUUUAUAUAAAAUCUUAUUGUAAAUGUCUUAAAUUAUUUAAUUUUUUGAUUAUUAUAUUAUUAUGUAGCAAGUUUGCCUUACAAAUAAAAAUAUCAGUUUAUCAAUUAUAAAAUACUUAAAUGUUAAUAACUAAAUAUUAUAAUUUCAUAAAACGUCAUUUUUUUUUUCUAAUUCUAUAAUAAAAUUUAAUAAUAGUGAUAUCUUAAAUUUUUUUUUUAUCCAUUUCUGUUAAUAAUUAACUUAUUUAUUUUGAAAUUUUUUAUUGUUUAUUUGUUUAAAUUCUAAUGUAAUAGUGAAACAUUUUAUUUUAAAGGCAAAAAAAGUAUAUUAAUUUAAGUUAAUUUAUUUGUUCAAACGUUAGGUUAACAUUUGAUACUUAUUUUAUUUUAAAAAAUAAAGCAUUAUUCUCUAUAUAA